UUAAAAUGAGCGGGAACAGGUUCAAGGCGGGUGGGUGUUAAGUUUGAACCCUUAACUUCCUACACUGCUAUUGUUCUUCCCCGUCUCAGUUAUGUCAAAGUCUGCUGUUCUAGGAAAAAUCAUUCAGAACUAAUAUCUUGAGAUUAACCUUAAUUUGUUUUUCCCAUAUUGCUUGAAUUCUAAUUGAAUUUCAUUGUCGGCCGAGUGCCGAGCAGGACGAAUUCCUAACCUCCCCAUCUGUCACUUAAAUUUAGUAGUUAUUAUUGUUACAACUUUUGCAUCAAUAUAUUUCAAUACUUUCAAUCAAGAAUAUUAAAUUAUUUCAACAAGUGGAGUUUCGUGAAAUAUCAGAAUGGUGUCAUCUCCUGAUAUACCUGAUGUACUAUGUCGGCAUCAAGAAGUUAUGCAGCUGGUUUCACUCUUGGGCCACCCUGGAGAAAGUGUCCCACAAUCUAUAUUUUUGACUGGUCACAAGUCUAGUGGAAAAUCAUAUACACUUAUGAAAGUUUUAGAUUCCUUAAAUAUUCGUUACGCUUCUGUAAAUUGUGUUGAAGGGUACAUGCCUCGUUUACUUUUUGAAUCUAUUUUGUCACAAAUUGUGGGAGAAACUGUACCUCCCAGUGCAAGAUGUGAAAAUAUUAUGGAAUUCAUCUUACAGUUAAAAAUUAUUGCUGAUAACCAUGACCUUCAUGAAAGUGUAAUUGCUGUGGUUUUGGAAGGAAGCGAUAGGUUACGAGAUAUGAACCCAAAUCUAUUACCAGCCUUAAUGAGACUACAAGAGCUAAGCUGUCUGAAGAAAGUUUGUGUUAUUCUUCUCAGUGAUGUUUUGUGGGACAAGUUUGCUCCGUCUGGUGGCCUUCCUCCACCUAUUCAAAUAUAUUUUCCUCAGUACUCUCAAAAUGAUAUUCUAAAAAUUCUGUCAUUGGAUAAGCCCAAGGAUUAUCCAGCCGACUUUCAUUCAAAUUAUCUCCAACUCUUUGUAGCUGUUUUUCUGCGAUCUUGCAGGGACAUAACUGAGCUUCGGUACAAGGCAGCUGAAAAUUUUUCCAAGUACUGUGAACCCAUUGAAAGGGGAGAAAUUGAUAUUAAUGACUCCGGUAAAUUAUGGAAGCACAUCUCUCCCCAUCUUAAAGCUUCACUUCAAAUGAUUUACAUGAGAUUUGAGACAGGGAAAAAGAUUGCCACAGAAGUUGAUAGUGGGACAUCUAUGGACAAGCACAGCACACUUUCAUCCUCAGCCAAAUAUGCAUUGAGCUUUGAGCUCCCGUAUUAUGCCAAAUACCUUAUUAUUGCUGCAUUUUUAGCCUCAUACAAUUCUCCAAAGGAAGAUAAAAAGCUUUUUGUAAAGCUAAGUGGUAGAAACAAAAAGAAAGUUCUGAAAAAGAAUGCUCAAACUAAGAUAAGUUCACUAGUCAUGGGGCCUCGACAAUUUGAUUUGGAAAGGCUUCUUGCCAUAUUUUAUUCAAUCAUUGAGGAAAAACCCCACAUAUCAGUCAACUUGCUAACACAGAUAACCAGCCUGGUUGAACUGCAGUUACUUCAAAAAGCCGGAAGUGAUCCUUUAGAAGCCCCUAAGUACAAGUGUGCAGUAGGAUUCGAUUUUAUCAUCAUAAUUGCCAAGACACUCAGCUUCAAUGUUACAAAAUACCUUGUGGAUUACAAGUAAUUUUGGGGGAAGAUUGCUGGUAAGGUCUUAUGAAUUUUUUUUAAGUGUGAAUGAUUUUUUGACUGCAGCAACUUUAUCUGUAUUUAGAACAUUUAUUUUUUUGACAAGGAGAUACAAUACAAUUAUUUUAAAAGAAUUCUUAAUAAUAGUAAAAUGAAUUAACUACUUAAAAUUAAUUUUAAGUUCACAUUCUAAGGAACAUAGUCCAAAUGUUUUAAAAAUUGAUGGGACAGGUCAUGUCAUGACACAAUCAUCAGACAGAUGUAAAACAAGAGAGAUGUUCUUGAGGUUCUUACUAUGCCUAUCAAGGCAAGGCAUUAAGUGUGAAACAAAACAAAAUCAUUUGGCUUUGGAGUCAGAUUUACACUUAAGAGAUCUCAAUGAUACUGUAAAAAUGAAUACAGCAAGCACCUUUGCCUCAGAAAAUUAAUUAAAUUUGUUUGGAGUCACAAUCUUUCAAAAGCCAUUCACAUAUAUGGCAAGAGAAGAGCCGUGCUCUGUUAGGAUGUAUGGUGCUUUUUCUUGCCCACACUCAAAACAAAAAGCCAACAAAUUCAUUUAAAAACUAGCAGUCUUUCAAUGAAUUUUAAACCACACUUUGUACACACACAGAAGAAAGGAAACAAUCCAUGGGUCAUACAAUUUAAAAAAAGAAAAAAAGAAAAAGAAAACAAUUUUGUACUGACUCUUGACAAGAGUAAGAAUAGACACUGAUACCUAUGGAAUUAUUAAACUAACAUCAGUAAAUAUAACAAAUAUAAUAAAUUAAACUUUUCAACCAAUAACAUAAAAGAACACAGUAAUUUAGGGAAAUCAGAGUUAGGUAUAAUGCUCUACACACACAGCACACACACAAUCACAACACCAACAAUUGUUUGUUGAAAUAGUAAUGCAGACCCAGCAAGAUUUAAAAGACUUUCUUUAGAGUUAAAAUGUUGCUAGAGACCAAAACCUACAAUACUACUACUAUGUGUAAUGAGUGUAACACAGUUCUAUGGAAUAAAAUAAAACCAAAAUGCACAGCA
Messenger RNA from Frankliniella occidentalis (western flower thrips), 2691 nucleotides. RefSeq names its product origin recognition complex subunit 5 (gene Orc5). Gene Ontology annotation, molecular function: DNA replication origin binding. Bases 353 to 1666 code for a protein of 437 amino acids. Gene Ontology annotation, cellular component: nucleus; nuclear origin of replication recognition complex. Gene Ontology annotation, biological process: DNA replication initiation; DNA replication. NCBI's taxonomy places the organism in Eukaryota, Metazoa, Arthropoda, Insecta, Thysanoptera, Thripidae. The record is from RefSeq and is a predicted model, not a curated record. The transcript is spliced from 9 exons.